This is a messenger RNA of Fomitiporia mediterranea MF3/22, 1025 nucleotides long. RefSeq lists its product as uncharacterized. The record is from RefSeq and is a predicted model, not a curated record. Bases 6 to 1025 code for a protein of 339 amino acids. NCBI's taxonomy places the organism in Eukaryota, Fungi, Basidiomycota, Agaricomycetes, Hymenochaetales, Hymenochaetaceae. The transcript has 12 exons.
GCAACAUGUCGUCGAGUGAACUAGCUCUAGCUACUAAGCUGGUCAAGUCAGCAAAGAUACCUCUGUACACGUCGCCUACUGCGCUGACGUGGGUCUUGCUUGAUUACUUCGACACUCUCCCAGAUGAGGUCCGGUACAUGUGGCCCGGAGCUCAGGGCCUCGGGAAAAUGUUAUUCUACUGGAUUCGAUACUACACGAUUCUAGUGACAGUCUUUGACGUCGCCCAAAUCCACUCCUUUUCAAAGUUUAGACCAAGUCUAACGACUUGUGUCGCCAUGGAUUCGGUCAUUCGUAUUGUCGGCGCGAUCAGCCUUUGGUCCGUCGAGAUUAUUAUGCAGCUCCGAAUUUAUGCGCUCUACAACUGCUCAAAGAGGGUGGCUGCCUUUAACAUUUUCCUUUUCCUGAUGUCUAUCGGAGGUUUCUUCUGGAUCCUCGUCCACAAUGCUCAGGGCCGUGCCGCUGUUAUCCAUCAGGCAAAGGCUCUUCCCAUUCCUGGCUGCCCGGUAGUGCAUACGGGGAUCGAAUGGGCUCAGUGGAUUCCUGCUACGGUAUUCGAAGGGGUUCUGUUCGUCUUUGCUCUCCUCAAAUCGCUCCACACAAUUUUCGCGAAGUUCCGGGGAGGUGUAAACAUGAUGCACACGAACGGCAUGCUUUUUACAAUCAUUGUAAAUGACAACUUGCUGUAUUUCUUCGGCAUUUCCGGUUUGCUGGUCCUCAAUAACCUGAUGGUCGUCGGCGCUACCAAAAUCCCCUGGUUCAGUUACAGCCCUUUCCACGCCGCAAUGGGAAUAAUGACAAGCCGUCUGCUAAUGCAUCUCCACAAGGCAGUGGUGCAUGGAAGAGUCGUCAUGUCAGGAGUGAACCCCAGCCGCACAAACAAUGCCACUACCAUGAAUACGUACCCCAUGCAGAUGAUGUCCACAAAUGGAACCAUGAGUUGGAACGUCGAUAGGAAUGCGUCUCUUGGAUCCUCCACGCUGAUUGCGAGCGAGGAUAGGUAUCUGGGUCGAUAUACAGACGCUUAA